Messenger RNA from Trachymyrmex septentrionalis, 14798 nucleotides. RefSeq names its product sorbin and SH3 domain-containing protein 1 (gene CAP). The record is from RefSeq and is a predicted model, not a curated record. The coding region runs from base 479 to 14437 and encodes 4652 amino acids. Lineage: Eukaryota; Metazoa; Arthropoda; Insecta; Hymenoptera; Formicidae. Gene Ontology annotation, molecular function: protein binding. The transcript has 29 exons.
CGCGCGGGGGCGGAAUGGUGGGGGAGGGAGGAAGGACGCGCCAUCAGUCCAACGCGAACCUCGGACGAGUGUGGGUCUCGCGCGCGCGCGUGCGUGCGUGUGAUUUGCCAUCGCGUUUUACAUCAGUGGGCGUAAUCGGCGCUCGUCGUCGCCGUCGUUGCGACAACGACCGCUGUUUUAACUGUUAUUCUCACCCCGACUUCGCGUAGCCGACCGUCCGUAUCGCGUGGCGACGCGAGAAAAUUCGCGGCGGCAACAAUACAAACUCCGGAUCGGAUAAAACCGUGACCGGGUGCCGCGCGUUACGUCGUGAAGCGUCUCUACGACUCUACCUCGCGCGACGGUCCGCGAUGCGGGCACGAGUGUCGCGAACUUAGCCGCAUAUCACUCUGUGCGCCACGACGUAACGUGACGCAACGCGACGCGGGAAAAAUCGGAUGCGCGUGUCGACGAGGAGGAGCGGGGGUGCCGACGCGGGAUGAGCGCGAGAGAAGUCACCCUCUACGGCGGGUCCCCGUGGGGCUUUCGCAUGCACGGCGGCUGCGACACGCAUCAACCCCUGCGCAUCUCCAGGGUGAAUCCAGGAAGCAAGGCAGCUCAACAAGGGGUGAGAGAGGGUGAUCUGAUCAGUAAUAUUAACGAAAGAAGCACUCGAGAUUUGACUAACAGCGAGGCGCACGCUCUGUUACGUAAUUCUGGGGAGCAGCUGAAACUCGGUCUCAACCAAGAAAAUAUCGGCUCGCCGAAAAGGAGGAUCUACAGGAGCAGUCUGCAAGAGAACACCACUACCGAAAUUCAGAACAAGAUCACCACAAGGACCACAACGACAACGCGCACACGGACGGAGUCGGAGAGGAACGUUGCCAAUGACACAAAAGUCGAGCAGAGCUACGCCAAUCAGAACGGUACUCUGAAGAGCUGCCCGAGCGAGCAACGAAGCGACGCUAAGAAAGGACACCGCGACCUUCUGGAUUACGCAACCGACGCGGAGGACUGCGCCGUAAUGCCGCAGGGCAAUGCGCGCAACCGCAACCGCAGCCGCAGGAAUCGGAACCGACGGCGACCUCCUCAGCCACCGACGAACGUCACGGAAUCCUCGCGAAAGGCCGAGCAGAGGAAGCUCGAGGAGGAGAAUCGUCCGACCUCGAGGAACGAGCGCGACGACGACGACGACGACGACGACGACGACGGCAACUCGAAGACGAACGACUCCGUCUCCGCGGAGAAUCCCGUUCCGGGGAAUGUCGACCUGACCGAAGACGAGGACCGGGGCGGAUCCUCGUUGAAUCACGGAUGCAGAUUCCGACCGAACGAUAAGCGCAGAAUCGAGAAGAUCGACCUGGCGGAAUCUCGUCCCGGGAUAAUCGAGAUCACGACCGUCAGCAGUUUACCUCUGGAAGCGACGAUCGGCCAUAUCGCCGGGGUGGGCAUUUUGGAGACCGGAAAUGGUAACGGAGCGUUGAAGGAGGCAACGAUAGUGACGGUAUCGGAACCGGUGGAAUCGGUAAGACCGCUUUCCGGUUGUACAAAGAGCAAGCUCUCGAAGCGAGCGAAUGAGACCCGAUUGGAGAUCCGAGAAGUCAAUGACAGCGAUGCGGAGGCCGAUUGUGGGUCAGCGAUCGUCGAAUUCGAAUCCGAUGCAGAGUCGGUCGGGGGACAGGACUCCGAGGAUCGCGUGGAAUUCCAGCCAAGGGAUCGGGUCGGGCAGCAAUACGUGCCACAGAAGAAGUUUCCCAAACCGGAAAUGGAAUCCCCGACUCUGAUGUGGGCCACCGUGAUGCCUAGAGACGUGGAGAAAAAGCUGCGAAAUUUCAUCGAGGACCUGCAACUACCGAGUUUCUCCGAGGAAGUAAUCGAGGACGAGGGGAGAUCUCUCGAGAAAGCUGCAUGCGACUUCGCGGCAGCAGAGAGCAGAUCCUUCGAGAAAGCAGCUAGCUCGCCGCGUCGGAAAACGAGGAAGUCGCGCGCGAUGUCGGUGUCGCAUUACGCCAGCAGCUUUCUGGACAUUAUACAAGAGGAGGGUGAAAGACUGUCGGAGGACGAGGCCCAGCAUAUCAGAGAUUUCAUCAACGAGGAAAUCAGCAAGUAUCGGCGCGAGGACAGGUCGCAUUCUGUCGAGAGGAUGACAUCGACGGAUGACGUCGAAGCGAGAAGGGUUGAUACUGACAAGAUCGAAUCGGCUGAUGACAAGUCGGAAUGCGAUAUUAAGAUUAAGAUUGAUACGACGAAGAAUGACAUUUCGGAAUUGUGUUCACGCGAUAAAGCGAACACUUGCGACGAGGUUGAGAACGUCGAGCCUGAUUCCGUUGAAAGUAUCGCGAGUCCUGAAAUCGAAGUGGUGAAAGACACUGAUCCUGUGGCUGAAACGAUGAGCGAACAAAUGAAUGCGAAGGACGACAUCCUGAAUAAUGAAUCUUUGGAAAUUUUAGUAGACGCGACGCGAGCUAAUUCCAACCUCGAGGACCGUUGUUGUAUCAUUGAGAAAAUUGAGAUUGUGAAAAAUGAUACUACGAAAGACGGUGAGGAAAAUAAUGAAGCGGAGAAGCUAGAAAGAAACCUGACAAGUAUUGUGACUGUAAGUGAUAUCGGUGACGCGGAUGUAAGUAAAGCGGGAGGUAAUAAAUUUUCGUCGGCAGUAGUCGAGGUACCCGGAAAAUCAGGCAACCGCGAUGUUCCGCGAAAAGAUUCCGUCGAGACUCGCAGGAUCGUUAAUCACAGCGUAUCACGAGUGGACGACGGAGUUGAUUCGGUCAUCUCGGAUUCGUCGUCGAGCGAAGUAACCCGGUCGGAAACGAAGCGACCGCCGCCUCUGCCGAAGAGGUCAUCCAGUUUCGGCCGCGAGCCUCAGAGACCGCCGACGCCACCUGAAAUAGACUAUAUCUCGAGCGGCGCGAAGAUUCAUCAGACGUCUGUUGCGGCGAACGGACGCGAACGUCGCGUCGAGUCGACGGAUUUAUCCGCGCGGAAGCGUGCGAGUUGCGAAGCGGCGGACGACGGGCUGCCACGACGGCCGGGGCUUCCCGGAGCUUGCAAGAGUUCUUCUUGCACGUUGAGGACGACCGGUCGGCCAAUUUAUGGCGAUGGUUUUUCGAGCUCGCGUGACCUCAUCUCGACGAUCGUUCGCGCUAAUGAGAUUCGUGGCCGUAUAAAUCAGGUCGGACGCGCCGACACCGCUCCGACAGCGGCCGGGAACGUUGAAGCUUCAACCGAGGGCGGUCGAUCGAUCGCGUCAUCGGGUAUUCGCGACGAUGAUCUGUCACGCUCGCGCGGCACCGGUGCUACGCACGUCGUCACGUUGGCAAGCACGACUAGCACGGAAAUAACGCGUCGCGAGGAAGGGAAACUCGCGACGCCCGCUGCACCGGCGGCAUAUGAUCAAAACGCGUCGUCGUGCCGGCAGGAGGGUGAGGCCGACGUGCGCCGGUAUCCCUCGGGUCAGGAGAGACGUGCGAAUUCGGGAAGGAAGGACGGCGAAUCUACGGCGAAUCGCGAAUCACCGGGGCGCAGUGAAUCAGGUACUCGUACGAAUUUUUCGGUGAGAGACAAAUCGGCGAUGGGCACGUCGAGUUCAAAGAGCAAGAAGAAACCCGAGGGAAAAAUCGGGGGGGAGAAGAACGAGAAAUCGACACCCGGCUCCCGCCACGAACGAAUAGUGAAGAGUGAGACGUCGGAGACGAGAAUAAUCGAACGACACGAGGAGAGUACGAGCGCUAACCAGCGCGAUGGCCUUCGCAAUUCGAAGUAUUCGACGUGGGAGUCGAAGCGCGAGGAGAGGCGCGAGGAAAAGCACGAGGAAGAAACGCGCAGUGUCUCAUCCCGAGAGAGCGACACGAGGAAUUCGUCCGACGACGAGGCGAGCUUUCGAAGAACGGACGUUCCAGUGAGCGAGAGUCCCUCGCUCGAGGACGAGUUGAUCGAUGUUCAAGGACACGACUCGUCCAGCAGCACCACGUCCCUGAACACCGUGAAGCAUCGUCCGUUGGAAGCGUCGUUGACCGAUAUUACCGCGAUUGUCCGCGAGACGAGAGAGGAGAGCUCGAAAGACGGAGAAGCGGGAGGAUCCCUGAAGCGGAAGCUCGCCUUGCUGAAAAACACGGAAAGAUCGGUAAAUGAGACGACGCCGAGAGAGAAUUCGAAAUCGCCCCAGCCUCGCCUCCCUUACUCGCCCGUGGAGGAUCUUUAUCGUGCGCCAUUGAAGAAAGCGGCCUCAGAAACUUCUGAGAUAGCCGCAAAAGACGUGUCGCGGCAACCACCCUCUCUCAGGAAGCUCUGCGUUGAGAGGAUUCGGUCGAUGCCGUACGGACCGCAAGUGAUAGGCGAGAUCACUACGCCAAAGUUCAACAUCUUCGAGAGCUUGCGGACUCUACAGAGGUUCGUUAGUGACGCGCCCGCGCAUCCGCACGAUAACGCUCAACGACUAAACUCAAUGCAUGGAGUGAGUGAUCGACGGCACGGACUAACGAAAACGUCGGACGAGACCGGCGAGCGUCAUCGUCCUAACGACAUUACGAACGCUGUUUCAGACCGGGCCAAGUUGCCGAAAAGCAUUAAUAUUGAGUUGUCAGAGUCGUCGGAGAACGAGAUGGAGAACCACCGGGAACCACGGUGGCGUGCGCUCACUACGACGGACCCGAGGCUUCUGAUAUGCCUGUCGCCGUCGCAACAGGCCACGCAGGUGCGCACGAGUGCCGACACCCUGCUGGACCUUCACCGAAAGUUCCUAAACCGGUACAGUUACCGCGAGGACCAGCCACACUACGUUCCUCUGCCGCAGUACCGAGUUGAGAUCCGUCCGAUCAAAGAGGGCGACGACGCGAUUUCGAAAACACCGAAGCCGACUACUCGAGCGAGUCGCCGAGACAGCACGAUCGAGAGUUCCAGCAGUAGGCUGCUGGAAAUCAUCAAGGAAGAACGAAACGGUCCUCGAAACGAUACACUCGCGGAUCAGCAGACGAAGACGAUAACCGAUGACGCCACUGGCGACUCUUUUGGGCGCAGGGGUCAAGAAUGUUUCAAGGCCGAGCCACGGCCGAACGACUGGUUCAAUCUGGCCAGACACGAUUGCCGAAGCGCCACCGCGAACGAGUUAUUCUUCGCGACGACGAGAGGCGACGAUAAGCCGAGCGGUGGUCACGUGGCCCAGUCCGAUCGGCUUAAGAUUGCGACACGUUCCGCCGCCCAGGCUGGACAUCGAUCGUCGGCAAACGACAACGCGAUAACUCAGAGAGAUUCAGAGAGAUCGUCAGCGAAUAACGUUAAGUGCCCGAUCGUGCUGAACGGUACGAUCGUUACCGAUCGAUCGAUGGACGCCGCUGGCAAGAGGACGCCGCCCCUCAGGAAGACAAUCGAUCUUGGCAAGCACGUGAAUCCGGCGUUGAUCGACGACAAGCUCGAGGUACCGCCGUUGCCGAAGCGCGCGGUCACUGUCGACAGAUCGUGCAUCGAUACGACGAGUAUUUUCGAUCAGAGUCCGCCGAGGAGUCGUCUGGAGCCGCGUAGAGGACAUCGCGAAGCGGAGAAACUGAAACACGUGGCCGCUGUGGAGAUCGUGGAUAAACUGAAAGAGCUGCAGACGGAAACGUCACGGCGGCUCGACGACGACGAUAAGAAGGGCUCGCUACCUCAGGAAUACUUCGCUCAGCAGCUGAGGUACAUCGAGCUGCUGGAAGAUCAACUGAAAAACGUGAUAUUAGCGGAAGAGGAGGAACGGAAGGCUUUCGAGGAAUUCCAAACGCAUUUUCAUCGAACGAAACAAUGUGACGACACGAGGAGGCCGUCUCUCGCCGACAUUCUCGAAGAAACCUCGAAAAAGAUCAGCAUAAAUCUCGAACGCGAACGUAAAAUUCCGAUCGAUGUCCGUGGGAUGACAGACGGAAAAUGUGGGGAAGAUAAGCGAGCGGGACCUCGAGGUCUCGAGGAGAAAUGCCUCAAGGAGACCUAUCGAAGCGAGCCGAGAAUUCAAAAAGAAUCUUGGCAAGAGAAGUCACGGAAUGUAGAAAAGAAUCGUACGGAGACGAUCGAUAAAGUAGGCGAUCGGCAGUUUCUGAAGAAGGUACGCCACGAGAACGGGCAUCACCAGGAGAAAUCCUCAGAAAGUGUUAAACAUGAGGAACGCCACGUGAUCACGCAGAAGGAAAACUUGGCGGGGACGGAGGGGAAUGGAACGUUUGAGUCUCGCGAGGACAAAGUUAACGAUUGUUGCACGAAAACGCGGUCGACGGGGACACCUCGAAACGACUCCGAGGUGUUCGCUGAAAAGACGACUCAGCGUAAGAACGUUGAAGUGAGGAGGCCGACGACGUUACCGACGAACGGAGAGGCAUUUCGCCAGCGAAUGUACGACGAGUACGUGCACAAGGUGCUGGAGCGGCAGGAGCGGAAGAGCCACAAAGUCGUGAAGAUCAGCUCGCACGAGGACAUAAAGCGCAAAGCGGAUGGUGAUAUGAGCGCGAUGGCGAAGGAAUUUAUCGAGAAGGCACGCAGCAGGCUGAACAAGUUCGGGAUCAAUCUCGACGAGAGCGGAGGGACGGAGCACGAGGAUGACGAUGGCGAUGCUCUAAUCAACGCGAAAUUUCUAAUAGACGGCAAGGAGCUGCAGGACGUUCGGAAGCUGCCGAAGCAUCUGCGGGAGUUCCUGAAGAUCUCCACGAUGAGCGACAACGAGGGGAGCGGCUGCGAUGCCAUUGCGAAGAGAAGAGUCAGGAAUGAAAGUGAUCUGCUGCACGAGAUCGACAAAGCUUUAAGAAUCGGCAGGGGAUUUCUACUUGGGCAAGAAAACGUUAUGUUCGCCCCCACGUUUAAAGCCUCGUCGGCGAAACCAGGCGUUUGGUCGCCAGGACAAACGCCAGCUGAGAAGGUACCGAGUCCCGAACGAAGGAAAGAGCCACAGAAGAAGAACGAGCCGAUCCCACCAGUUUGGACCCCCGCCAGCGCCGGCGCGAGCCCUGUCGCUGAGAGGAAGGAAUUUCGUCCUGUGCCAUUCGAAAGUCCUGUACUAAGCCGGAAGAGGCAGCCGAAGGAAGAAGAGGCGUCUCCGCCCUGGGAAGGCGAGGAGAAGAAGGAGAGCGGCAUCUCGCGAAUCGUAAAUUCGCAUUCGGCACCCUCCCAGGGGUUGAACACCCUUGCGUCUACGCCGCGAUUGCCACGUGCCCAGAAUCCGACCAUCACGUUGCUGCAGAAAGCGCGAGAGGGACAAUUGCCGAAAGGCGCAGCUUACUUAGAGGAAAGCGAUAAUCGGCCAGUGAACGACGAAAGGCCGCUAAUCUCUCCGGGAGAGAUAAUUUACACGUUGAAGAAAGAAUACGAGAGCGAGCCGGAAACGGAGAAUGAACCGGCGAAGAAGAUGGCCGAUCUGGGCCCUCGAAAAUUCGAGGGAAUCGGACCGAUAACUAGGGAAGGUAUCCCUCUCGUGUUAAGAUCGGAAGUCAAGGAAAGCAAUCAAGCGAAAUGGUACAAGAAAAUGUACGACUCGUUGCACCGCGCUGAUAGAAACGAUGACUACGUAACCAUAAAAUACAAAUCAAGAAGAGGAGGGAGAUAUGGAUACGGAAGCGGCAGCGGAUAUUUGAGUGAACCGGAACCGCGUGCAUACUCGGAUCGAUCCGUUACUCUCGAUAGCCGUCGACGGCUGCGCAACAAAGAAAAUGACUUCACCACGGCGACUAUGCCCAGAAAAAAUGGGGCGCUGAAAUACUCGACGGAGAUUUAUAAAAAUCAACCCGGCCGCAUCGAGGACUAUGAACCAGGGCACUCGUCGAUCGCCGAGAAGGAAGCUAAAGAGUGGUGGGACGAGGUCAUGGACAUAUUUGACGGGUGGCUGAACGAAAACGGACAUCCUCAGCACGCUAGGAUGGAGUCCCUGGGCGGUGGCGUCCGGCAGUCCCGCGUCCUCAGCCUUUCCUACCGGCCGGAGGACAGUCCUUUCGAUCAGCGCAGCAACGCACGUGCCGCGGCCAAGCCGUACAUAACUCAUGCCCUCAAAGAGUCAGGCUACGAGAGCGACUCGACGCUGGUGUUCCGCCGACGAGAAGAUAUUAGUCCGCUCAGCCUUUUGGAGCAGAGACUAGCAUACAAAACGGUGCAGAGCGGUGGUGACGUACCCCUCCAUGGGCUUCGCAAGCCAGCUCCAGAACGUCCGAAGGACGACUCGGAGAUCGAAUAUUUCCCGAUCUCGCCAACUCUGACGAGGAUCCGCGUGCAUCGAAGAAGCGCUUCGUGCACGUCAAGAAUCAUCUCGUCCACGACGGCAUUCUCAACGUGGCACGAAUGGUCGAUAUUAUCCUCGAUCGAUACAAGAUCCCCGCCGCAGGUCAUGAGAGCUCCUCCUCAUAGCCUCUCAUCGUCCGGUAGAGUUCUUUCGCAAGCUAUGUCGGCGCCAAGGCCUCCUUCGCCGCCCCGAAGAAAAUCGUCACGCCAUAGCAGAACCUUGAGAAAAUUAUACUCGGAGAAUACGCGAUUGAUCGAUAAUUCGUACACCGCCGUAUAUUCGAAACCUAGGCACGAACAGUGCUUCGCGCAUGCCGAUAACGUAUCGAGCAUCAGGUCUCUAAGAGAGAGAUUCUGCAGCAAUCUCGAGCGGCAUCGACAAAGUCGCGAGCAGUUUCAUAGCACAGUCGUACGCACGUCCUCCAGCAGCCCGAUUGCCUCAAAGACCACCAAGGUGUCUGCUUUGCUCUCCAACACCUUCGGUAAAAGAAAAUCGGAUCCCUGCCUGUCACAAACUCAAUUUGAAGCAAAGAAGUUAAACUUGCCGUCAAGUAGUGUGAGAAAUCACGCUUGUUCCUCAACGUCGCCGGCAUCGAGAAGUAUUCGCGAAGCUUCUUCAGUGAAGCUUGAUAAACUCACAGCAGUAAAGGUACCAUCCAGACACGCAGUUUCUGUUGCCACUAAAGUAAGACAGAAAUCUCCGGAGAGAAUAAAAUCGGAGCCUCUCUCAACUGCGAAAAGAGAGAAACUUCGUUUGACGAAGAAAGAGCAAGAACGAUCUUGUAGAAGGCUAAGCAGAUCACAGGAACUCUCCUCACCAGUGGAGGUCAAGAAAGCUUUGCAGAAGCACAAAGAGAAAGAAACGAAGGACGUGCAGACCAAGAUACUUUCGUCGGGCACUGUAGUAAAGAGCUCGACGGUCUCGUCGAUGAGUAAACAAAAGCGUCCAGUGGAUAAAUCUCUCAAAGCUGUUUCGCUUAAGGGACAGGAAGUAUUACGAAAGACAUCUGAACAGCUUACGGCGACGAAAAGGUCAAGCGCCCAGCUAAAGUCUCCUGCGAAAAGUGCGUCAUCACAGAUUACUAAGACGGAGUCAAAGAAGACGAAGAUUGUCGCGAAGCCGCGAGAAAAGCUGGUUGUUAGCAAAGAAUCCUUGCGUUCGAUGUCUUCGUCCUGUUCCGAAGCGAUCGGUGAAAUGAACAAGAGGAAGCGACCUCGUGAGAAACCGCACACGAUCGUCAAAACUCCAACGAGGAAGCCGGAGACAAUACGCGUAAUUGUGAACGGUGACAGGAAAAAGAUGGAUGCGAGGAGGAAAACACGGAGAGAUAAGAGCGUCGAUGAAGCGGACGUGAGCAAGACUUUGAACGGGUGGAGGGAGAUGGCCGAGAAGGAUGAGAUCAAGAUACUGAGGAGAAUAGAGAAGAUAGCGCCGAGUGUCGGGCAAGAUUCCAAGAUCACCUGCUUGACCGUGGAGGAGAUCAAGAAACAUCAGGAAGCAACGCGCACAGACACUUUCUUCCAGAACCUUUUCCUACGGAAUCAUCCAUCGCUCGAACAAUCUCACGAAGAAAGCACGAGGAAGUCUCUCGUCAGCGAGCGUGCAAAAAUGUUUCAGGACAGCGUGAGGGAGAGCUGCAGGUCGGAGCCGUCUCUGAAAUCUUUGAGCGUGUAUUUGGCGCACAAGCGGCCGGUCUCGAACUCAAAGUUCAAAAACUGGGAACGCGAGAGCGUCGUCUCGUCCAGGAGUUCAAGCCCGUAUGGAGUCUGCUGGCCUGGCCGGUCGGUUUUUCAAAAGAUCGGCAAGUUUGACAGCUUAUUGGGCAUCGAUGAUUUUGGCUCGUCCACCACGUUGCGCGUUCGCAGUCCAGAAUCAAUAUCGCGAGAAUACGUGAAGGAGCGAAGCCUAAGCGAGCCGCCAUUGAAGACUCUGCCUGAGUCCAAAGAGUCUUCACCAAGAUCCUCUUCGCCAUCUCCGGUGAGAUCGCAGGCGUCUCGACGCAGGACUCACAUCUCCAAGCGGGAAGACUCAGACGCCCCGUUGACGAUUACGACAAAAGUAAGAGCCAGAAGCGCCGGCGAGGCAGAGGACGCUAAGAGGGACGGUUCGAAUCUAUCAUUGACGAAGAGCACCGGUUCACUAUCGUCCAUGGAUCGCGAGGAUUAUCAACAAUAUAUACUCGAAUUGUUGCACCAUAGACGCAAAUCGGCACGGUACAAAGAUCUGCGUGACUUCUAUGCGAAUCUCAGCAGGAUGGAUCAGUUGGAGCGUACGUUUUCCUCCGGGGAUCUACGACCGCGGCUGAAAAACGAAGAAAUCAUCGAUUACGAUCGUUGGAAACGGGUUAGAUCGAAGGAGAAGGCAGAACAGGAACUGAAGGCGCUUUACGGAAAGCUGAAGAGCGUUCAACGUGACAAGGACUUUCUUUUCAGCGCGAAAGACAUUGAGAAAUUUAGGUGGCACGGCGACUGCGGGUUGCGCUGCAAGGAACGCUCCGUGGAAGAUAUCUUGCAGUAUUUUCGAAGACUUCAGAGCGAAGAAGGCGAGCUGGACUUCACCAAGAAAAAAGCUGUCGUGCAGAAGGAUACGUACAAACCUCUCUGGCGCGGAAAUUCGGUCGUGAACGUGGCGAGCACGAUGCAGAAGAAGGCAAAUGUCAAUUUUCGGGACACUAACAAAUUCGCAGAAUAUCAUCCAUCGUUACAGAGGAGUCUCGGCGGCAGCAAGAAGUUCUGGAGCAGUUUGUCCAUCGAGCAGGUAACCAACCUGAAGAAGCAACUGAACGAAAUUUACGGUAGUGACAGUCUUCAGAAACGAUCGAACGACGACGUUGUCGAUGCACCUCGCGAAAUUAGCGAGCAUCAGCAACUACCUAUUAAAGAAAAUCCCAUUGCUAAAGACGAUAAUUUGACCAGCUACGAAAUUAUUGUACCGCCUGAAGGCGAUUCUCAGAAUUAUCCUCAAGACGAUUCAAAGAGUCUCCACGUACGAUGCCAUUCAAUGAUAGCGACAAACGAGUCAAUAUUAAAACAACAGAGCGAUACCGAGAAAACGUUGAAGAAAAGCGAUUCCAUUGGACGUUUAAAGAGCAUUGAGAGAUCAGAAUCAGAGAGAUCGAUCUCGCCGUCGAUGUCGGAGCUAGAGAAGAAGAGGCUGUCGUUGACUCUCGGUAAAGAAGUGCUGGACAGAAUGAUGCAAAAAAGACAAUCGUCGCCUUUAGCGCCUCGCGAGACUCGUGGUAGCAUCGCCGCUGCCUCAGCGGCCAGGAAGAUGCCGACAAAACCGUCUACAAAGAGUACUACCGCAAGACCUCCUUGUGCACCCGACACGCCCAGUGUGGCCAGCACUUCCCCCAGGACCUGCUAUUCCCUCGAAGCGCCAUACGUUGAAGACACAACUAAAUCGAAAGACAAGAGCGACUUCCUGCUGGUGUUGACGCCCGAUAACGAGAGCCCCAGCGACAAGCAACGCGUGGAGACCGUACUCGAGGAAUGGUCGAAGAAACCUCCCUUGUUAGCCAUGACGGUACCAACUGAGAAAGCAAAAUCGAGCAGCAAGUUUGCCUCGGGCAGCGAUGGAGACAGCAUGACGGAGAGUUCGGAGACCUCAGUGAGAACGGUGAUCCAGCGCGGCAAUGGGCCCGAGACGGAGGACGUGUUGCGGAAGAUCGAGUUCUUCGAGAAUGUAGAGAAAAGAACAGAACAGCGGAAGGAGAUCGUGCCGAUGGCGACAGCAGCGACCACAACGACGUGGACCUUUCGCGGCAAGAAGAAGCUACCGUCGUCGCAAAGUUUUGCUGAUCUGAAAGAGCUAUUUGGCGAGUCCGAAUUAGCCAAGUACAGUUCGCUGGCCGGUACCGCCGGUAGGUUCGAUCGGUCGCGAUCGACGUCGCCGCGGGAACGAAAGAUCGACGGUGGCUCGCCGACGCUGCCGGAAGUGAUGAGUACGCGACAACAACGACGAUCGUUCCGCUCCUGUUCACGGGAGCGUGAACACGACGCGAGGCCGCGUAGCGUCAGUCCGUGUCGCGCGACCACGCGAUCGAACUCGUCCUGCAGCGUGGACAGCGGCGGCGGCGGCGGUUGGCCGCGCAGUUCGUCGCCGGAUCCCGAGAGGUACUGGCGAGCCUAUCUCAACCUGGUGCGAAACGGCACGGUGCGUAGGUUACGCGCGAGAUUCGAAAGCGCCGAGGAUCUACCACGACGCGUCAGGAUCACCGCCGUGCCGAAGCGCUUUCGCAGUGAUCCAGAAUUGGCGCGGAGCUUGCUUAAGAAGGCGAGCGAGGGAGAGGAGCGUUCAGGCGGCGCUCUGAAGCCUCAGCUCGAGCACGUCGACGUGGCGUGGUUGCGCAAGAAAUUCGAGACGAAGAAGGGACGAGCAGCACGGAUAGGACGAAGGGGCGAGUCACCACCGAUCCCGCGAAUACCGCUGCGCCGGGAAAAUCUCUCGAUGCCGCACAUCGAUGUCAUCAGCAAAACGGUCGAAUUGAAGGAGCCCCAAGCUACUAGUACUGUUACCAAUCACGUGACCAGACGAGCGGAGACCAAAGAACUCGAGGCGAGGAAACCGGUCUGCCGGAUGCGGAAGAGAUUCGAAUCAUUGGACACCGGUGGUGGCCGAACCUCCAUAAUGGGCGAGAUGUUCACGUCGGCGCCGGAUGUGCGUGAACUUCGCGACAUCGCGCCCUACUUGGCUGGGAAGUGGGUGGCGCACCGGUACCCCAGUCGGCGGGACAACAUGCGCUCGUUGUCAUCGCCGGCCGAUCUCGGGAUUCACCGGGCCAGUACCUCGAAGACGCGUUCCUCCUCGGUUGACAGGAAGAAACCGGAACGUCCGCGUGCCACCUCCUCGUCGCCGACGCGACCGCGAACGGCCCCUGCGUCGAUUCUCAAACCGUCGCAGCAGACCGCCUUCGCCGGACAAUCCUUCGACCCCGACAAGCACAGGCCGAGGUUCAGGUACCAACCACCGCCUCCGCCGCCUUCGCCCACCGCCAUGCGAAAGCAUAGAACCUGGUGGCCGACUCUGCCUGUCUACAUGGCGCGACCUACCGUCACCUUUGAAGAAUACUCGAAUGCACCCCCGCCGCCACCAAAAUCCCAGCACUGCAGAGACGAUCGCCAAGAAUCGCCGAGGCGUUAUGUGGAGGGUGAGGUGACGAUUCACUAUCGCUCGCCGGUGCGUACAGAGGCGAAGGAGCCGCUGAGCGAGGAGGAGCUCGCACGUCGCAGCGCGGAGAACAUGCGGCGCGUCUACCAGGAGGAGCGCCGUCGCAAGUAUCUCCAGGAGUUGCACGACAUCGACUCCCGCAGACACACCGACAAUUUUAUACCAUCACAGAAGUCACCCAUACCACUGAAUCGCUACGACGAUUUCGUGGACGAUUUGAGCCAGCGAAGUCGAUCCCAAGAUCAAACGCCGGAGCCGCGUCUGGUGGCAAGAGCGCUCUACAAUUUCGUCGGCCAGUCGUCCCGGGAAUUGACUUUCCGGCGUGGCGACCUUAUAUUCGUUCGACGACAGGUGGACAAGAAUUGGUACGAGGGAGAAUACAACGCGAUGAUCGGACUGUUCCCUUCCAACUACGUCGAGAUCCUACCGUACGAUGGUACGAUGCGAACGACACCAAAGAAGGCUCACGAGGGACAGGCACGGGCCAAGUUUAACUUUAUCGCCCAGACCAAUCUCGAGUUAUCCUUGGCGAAAGGCGAAUUGGUGGUCUUAACAAGGAGGGUCGACGAAAAUUGGUACGAAGGACGUAUAGGAAAUAGAAAAGGGAUCUUCCCGAUUUCCUACGUCGAAGUUAUCACCGAACCCGGACAUCGAUCAGAGACACCGAUUCAGAACAAACCGGUCGCGUCUCCGGCGGCGCACAGUCUCUUAGCAAACGGCUCGUCCGGAGGGAAAAUGAGUAUGGGACCCCAUCAUUACGUGCCGUCCAUCCCGGUCAAUAUCAACACAACCCAGCCCCAUUAUAAUUCACUGCCACGUAUGGGAGGGAGCAAGUUGCAUGUGUCACAACUCAGCGAAACUCUACAUAUCGACACACAUUCGGAACCGAUCCCAUACCGGGCGUUAUACAACUACAAACCGCAGAACGACGACGAGCUGGAGUUGAAGGAGGGCGACACGGUGUACGUGAUGGAGAAGUGCGACGACGGAUGGUAUGUUGGUUCCAGUCAGAGAACCGGCUACUUCGGCACCUUCCCGGGCAACUACGUGGAGAGAUUGUGAGGAAGGCCGACGGUCCAGGACGCCACGCGGCGCAUCAGGACCCAGGAUAGCUUUCACCAAAGCACUAAGCGUUAGAAUAAGCACCAAAUUUCUCAACGUUUAACCCAAUCGUUUCUGACAUUACGAAGAUUUCCGCAAGUUAGAGCUAGCCAGAAGAGACUUUUGUUGAAGGGAAUUCUAAUAUUUUUUUUAUUUUCUUUUUUUAUUGUAAAAGUGAAGAACGGACAUGUAUAUAAUACGCAUGAUUGUAACUCCUGCAUCUUUUACGACGCGCGAUUAUUUACAAGCAGUUAUGAGUACAAUUUAUUUUACAAUUAUUUAUUUGUUUAUUGUGCAGACGCACAUUUGCAGUUUUAUUUAU